ACUCUGGAGGCGCGGGUUGCCCCCUCCGCGGGUUUAGAUCCGGGUCAGUCAGGCGCGCCGCGGUCGGAGAGAGACGAUCUGAACUGACGGGACUGGCUCAGCGGAGCGCCCCAGCUGCGAGGAGUAUUAACGGGAACAUCCAUAGUAGUGUAAAAUCUUUCACAAUGAAAUCCGAAGCCAAGGAUGGAGAGGAGGAGAGUCUACAAACUGCUUUCAAGAAAUUAAGAGUGGAUGCGUCAGGGUCCAUAGCAUCUCUGUCUGUUGGAGAAGGCGCAAGUGUCAGAGCAUCCGUCAGGACAGCAGCAGAUGAUACCAAACCUAAAACCACAUGUGCAUCUAAAGACAGUUGGCAUGGGUCUACAAGGAAGUCUUCACGAGGAACAGUGAGAACCCAGCGUCGUCGACGUUCUAAGUCUCCUGUCCUUCAUCCUCCAAAGUUUAUACAUUGCAGUACAAUAGCUGCUUCCUCCAGCAGCCAGCUCAAGCACAAAAGCCAGACUGACUCCCCUGAUGGCAGCAGUGGGCUGGGAAUUUCAACCCCUAAAGAGUUCAAUGCAGGAGAGUGCUCCACUUCCCUCGAUACUAAUCACACAGGGGCAGUUGUUGAGCCAUUGAGAACUUCGGUUCCAAGGCUCCCGUCAGAGAGUAAGAAGAAAGACUCCUCUGAUGCUACCCAAGUCUCCCAAGCAAGUCUCAAGGCCAAUGAUCUCUCUGACUUUCAAUCUGUUUCUAAGUUAAACCAGGGCAAGCCCUGUGCAUGCAUAGGCAAGGAGUGCCAGUGUAAGAGGUGGCAUGAUAUGGAAGUAUAUUCCUUUUCAGGCCUGCAGAAUGUCCCUCCGUUGGCCCCAGAACGAAGAUCCACGCUUGAGGACUACUCUCAGUCGCUUCACACCAGAACUCUGUCCGGCUCCCCCCGCUCCUGUUCUGAGCAAGCUCGAGUCUACGUGGAUGAUGUGACCAUUGAGGACCUGUCAGGUUACAUGGAAUAUUACUUAUAUAUUCCCAAGAAAAUGUCCCACAUGGCAGAAAUGAUGUACACCUGAGAGCAAGAAGCUAAUUCCUACGCUUUAAACCAAUGAAGGGUUGUCAGAGAGAUUUAGUUAACGGCAGACCUUGUGGCCACUUUGUGUGAGAAGACAUCUCCUGCUCACUGUGCUUGCAAUAAAAACUUUUCUUGGCAUCUCA
Molecule: messenger RNA, 1185 nt
Organism: Camelus dromedarius (Arabian camel)
Lineage: Eukaryota; Metazoa; Chordata; Mammalia; Artiodactyla; Camelidae
Gene: OSER1
Product: oxidative stress responsive serine rich 1
Exons: 4
Coding region: 165-1043 (292 amino acids)
Biological process (GO): cellular response to hydrogen peroxide
Source: RefSeq, a predicted model, not a curated record